This is a messenger RNA of Pan troglodytes (chimpanzee), 9826 nucleotides long. It is a transcript of the gene TMEM207, whose product is annotated as transmembrane protein 207. The transcript has 5 exons. NCBI's taxonomy places the organism in Eukaryota, Metazoa, Chordata, Mammalia, Primates, Hominidae. The coding region runs from base 326 to 766 and encodes 146 amino acids. The record is from RefSeq and is a predicted model, not a curated record.
CUGGACUAAAACAUGCACUUGAAUGUGGAAAGUUAUUAAGUAGCCAGCUAGCUCUGUAGGUCAGCAUUCAUAACCCCUACUUUUAAAGGCCUUGACAAACAGUGCUAAAGUUCUCACCUUAAACUUAAAUUCCUUGGGCUCUUAGUACCUGUAAACAUGUACCCAACAUUCCUUCCCCUAGCAUGCACUUUACGAGUCACAAGGAGCCAUUAUUAAUGCAUGUCCUGGUAGGAAGCAUAACUUACAGAGAAGCUAGUAAGUUCUGAGAAAGAAGGAAAUAAACACAGGCACCAAACCACUAUCCUAAGCUGACUGUCCUUUAAAUAUGUCAAGAUCCAGACUUUUCAGUGUCACCUCAGCGAUCUCAACGAUAGGGAUCUUGUGUUUGCCGCUAUUCCAGUUGGUGCUCUCGGACCUACCAUGCGAAGAAGAUGAAAUGUGUGUAAGUUAUAAUGACCAACACCCUGAUGGCUGGUAUAUCUGGAUCCUCCUGCUGCUGGUUUUGGUGGCAGCUCUUCUCUGUGGAGCCGUGGUCCUCUGCCUCCAGUGCUGGCUGAGGAGACCCCGAAUUGAUUUUCACAGGCGCACCAUGGCAGUUUUUGCUGUUGGAGACUUGGACUCUAUUUAUGGGACAGAAGCAGCUGUGAGUCCAACUGUUGGAAUUCACCUUCAAACUCAAACUCCUGACCUAUAUCCUGUUCCUGCUCCUUGUUUUGGCCCUUUAGGCUCCCCACCUCCAUAUGAAGAAAUUCUAAAAACAACCUGAUUUUAGGUGUGGAUUAUCAAUUUAAAGUAUUAACGACAUCUGUAAUUCCAAAACAUCAAAUUUAGGAAUAGUUAUUUCAGUUGUUGGAAAUGUCCAGAGAUCUAUUUAUAUAGUCUGAGGAAGGACAAUUCGACAAAAGAAUGGAUGUUGGAAAAAAUUUUGGUCAUGGAGAUGUUUAAAUAGUAAAGUAGCAGGCUUUUGAUGUGUAACUGCUGUAUCAUACUUUUAUGCUACACAACCAAAUUAAUGCUUCUCCACUAGUACCCAAACAGGCAACAAUUAGGUGCUGGAAGUAGUUUCCAUCACAUUUAGGACUCCACUGCAGUAUACAGCACACCAUUUUCUGCUUUAAACUCUUUCCUAGCAUGGGGUCCAUAUAAAUUAUUAUAAUUUAACAACAGCCCAAGCCGAGAAUCCAACAUGUCCAGAACCAGAACCAGAAGAUAGUAUUUGAAUGAAGGUGAGGGGAGAGAGUAGGAAAAAGAAAAGUUUGGAGUUGAAGGGUAAGGGAUAAAUGAAGAGGAAAAGGAAAAGAUUACAAGUCUCAGUCCAAGAGGUUUUAUGCCCCAACCUAAAGAGGAAGAAAUUGUAGAUAGAAGGUGUAGGAGAUUGCUGAAGAUAUGGAGCACAUAUAAUGCCAACAGGGGGAGAAAAGAAAAGUUCCCCUUUUACAGGAAUGAAUGUGGCCUCCAUAGUCCAUAGUGUUUCUCUGGAGCCUCAGGGCUUUGCAUUUAUUGCAGCAUCAUGCUAAGAACCUUCGGCAUAGGUAUCUGUUCUCAUGAGGACUGCAGAAGUAGCAAUGAGACAUCUUCAAGUGGCAUUUUGGCAGUGGCCAUCAGCAGGGGGACAGAAAAAAACAUCCAUCACAGAUGACAUAUGAUCUUCAGCUGACAAAUUUGUUGAACAAAACAAUAAACAUCAAUAGAUAUCUAAAAUUUAGCUUGACCAAACGUAUUUCCUAAUCUUCUUUUUCCAAAUCUGUUUUAUCCAAACCUUCCCCAUCUCAGUUAACUGCAACUGUUGCUCAGGCCAAAAAAUACUUGGAGCCAUAGAAGCUAGGGUAAUCCUUUUUAAUAAACUAGUUUUAGAGCAGUUUUAGGUCCGCAGGAAUAUUGAGCAGAAGGUAGAGAGAUUUAUUGUAUACACCCUGCUUUGACACUUACAUAACCUCCCCCAUUACCAACAUUUCUCACCAGAGUGAUACACUUCUUACAAUUGAUGUGCCUAUACUGACAUCAUGAUCAUCCAAAGUCCAUAGUUUAUAUUAUGAUUUACUCUUGGUGUUGUACAUUCUGUAGGUCUGACAAAUUUAGAAUGACAUGUACCUACCAUUAUAGUGUCACACAAAGUAAUUUCAACGCCUCUGAAAGUCCUCUGUGCUCUGCCUAUCUAUCCAUUCUUCCCUCCCUUCUAAAUCCAAACAACCAUUGAUCUUUUUAUUUUCUCCACAGCUUUGCAUUUUUAGAAUGCCCUAUAGUUGGAAUCAUACAGUAUGUAGCCUUUUCAGAUUAGCACGUAAGUUUCCUCUAUGUCUUUUCAUGGCUUGAUAGUUCAUUUCUUUUCAGGGCUAAAUAAAAUCCAUUGUCUGGUUUACCAAAGUUUAUGUAUGCCUUCACCUGCUGAAGGAUAUCUUGGUUGCUUCCAAGUUUUGGCAAUUAUGCAUAAAGCUACUGUCAAUAUCCAUAUGCAAGAUUUUGUGGAGACAUAAGUUUGUAACUUAUGUUUGUUGGGUUGUAUGUUUAGUUUUGCAACAAAACCACUAACCUAUCUUUCAAAGUGUCUGUACCAUUUUGGAGUUCUAGCAGCAAUGAACGAGAGUUCCCAUUGCUCCACAUCCUCACCAGCAUUUGGUGUUGUCAGUAUUCUGAAUUUUGGCCAUUCUAAUAAGUGUGCUGUGGUAUUCCAUUGUUGUUUUAAUUUGCAAUUCCCUAAUGACAUAUGAUGUAAAGAAACUUUUGAUAUGUGGAGUAAUCUUUUUACAAUGUAAGAAGCAUCAUUUACUUUAAACUCUAACUGAGGCACUCCACCUGAGUAAAGGAAAAUGUCAAAUUCCUUGACACAUGGCUCUAUAUGAUCUGUACUCCUUCCCCAUCUCCAUUCUUGUGACUUUCCCUGUUAUUCAUUUGUUCCAGAAACAUUGUCCUCAAACCUGUCAGGUACUAGCCUACACCCAUUUUGCAGUUAUUUUUGUCCACAACAUUCUUCCCCCAGAUAUCAACAUUGCUUCACCAACUCACCUACUUGAAUUCUUUGUUGGAAAGUCACCUUCUCAAUUAGGCCCAACCUUUCUAUUCUACUUUAAAUCGCAGCCUCUCCCAACCCUGACACUCUCAACCUCCUUAUACUAGAAACACUUUUCACUUUUCCGUAGCACUUAUCAUCUUCUACUAUGCUAUACAGCUGAAUUCUACUGGUAGUCUGGUAUGUUUCUUCCAGGACUAGAAUGUAAAUCCACAAGUGAAGGAAAUCAUUGCCUGAUACUAAAACUAAGUUAUAAAGUAAUGUUUCCUAGUUCUGGAAAUUCCCAAAAAACUGGAUGAGGGUUUAAUGGGGAUAAGACCUUACGAAAGCGAGGGUGAGUAAAAGCCAGAGACAGCUGACUUAGUGCUGUUAACAUAAUCUCACUUGUAUCCGCUGAUGAAAAAGAUCUGAAGAAGCAUGUGUUUAUGUACUGCAAUAAUCCCUGGUGUGUGUGUAGGGCUUUAUAGUGAACAAACUGCUUUCAUAUACGCUAUCAGAUUUUAUUCUAAUGACAAUUUUGUGAACUGGCUAUUCCUAACUUCAAGUUGAACAUGGUAGAAUGAAGACAUCUACUCUCUUCGGAAACCUACUAAGAUUAUAGGAAAGAAAUUAAACUGUUUUUAAUUCACAGAGACAGAGGUAAGAAGAUGACAGUAAGAAGAAAGUUAAUCAGAAGAUUUUAGUACUUGGAAAGAUGAAUGAGAUGGACACAGAUGGUUGUCAUGAUUCACUGAGAUUUUGAGUUUCUCUGCUUUGCUAAGUGUCAGGGAAGAAAUAGAAUGAUUAAGCUAAUAUUUGCUAUGGCAAUCCAGAAAUGUCCAAGAAUUAGAGGCAAAAGAAGUGAAGAGAAUUCUGAAAAUGAUGAUGAAGCUAAUCUAUAGGAAGACAGCAUUGCAGCAGCCCGAAGAAGAGCCAGUUCCAAUUGGAACAUAACAGCAGUGAGCUACAGGAAAUAAGAGGCAUGAUUAAAGAAAAAUAUAUAUGUAGCUUUAAUGUUAAAUUAGUAGUAAGUGGAAAACAGAGGAAGUGAAAAGAACAAGGCAUUUAUUAAAUCCAUGAAAAACAAAAAUUGGAUUAACUAUAAAAAGGUUAAGCUAUGAAAAUUACAAAUAAUUAGUACUGUUAUAAAUGGUUAAGCUAUGGAUAAUGUAAAUAAUUAAUACUUAAAUUGAUUAAAAUGUUUAAAUUAAUAUUUUAAAUAUGUAUUAUUUAUAUUAACAAGAUAGGCAAAGGGAAAAGGUUUGUGAAGGAAGGUGGCAGGAUACAGUAAGAAACCUAAAUGCUAAUCUGAGCUUGUGAAAAUUUAAUUAAUUAAAUUAUUAUUAUUUAUUAAUAAUUUAUUAUUUAUUAAUUUAUUAAAUUAAGUAUUAAUAAAUUAAAACCAAGUGGUGCCAAAACACAUCAUUUUAGAAUUAGAUAAUAAAUAUUUGUAACAAAAUACUUAAAGAGUUGAAAAUUGUUGUCUCAAGAAAUUGGACUCGGGGAUAAUGUGUGGCUUAGGUAUGGCAGAAAAGUACUGAUUUCUAUUUCGAUUCUAUAGUACUACUUCACUUUUAAAAUUAAGUUCAUUUAUUACUUAAAUAGAAAGAAAUAUAAAAUUAAACAAGUACAUGAUUUGGCAGUGUUAUAGCUUGUAAUUCCAAGCCAACAAAGGAAGUUGUACUCUAAAGAAGUAAAAAAUGUAAAACAUAUCUUCACGUAAUGGGGCUACAGGUGAUUUUAUUUUUUAUGUUUCUUGAUUUUCUAAUUGUUCAAUUAGACUUCAAAAGUAUAUAUAUAUACUUUUAUAGUUGAAAAGCUCACAAAUUCUGUUUUAAAAAAUAGACAAAAAGGUAUCUAUCUAUCUAUCUAUCUAUCUAUCUAUCUAUGCAUGUGUGUCUGCUUUCAUUUAAUAUAUGAGAAAGUGUGGACCCUGGAAGACGAUUUGACUUGCCCAAGUUGUAUAGCUAAUUAGUGUAAGAAACAAAACUAGAGACUAGGUAUUGACAUCUUUCAGUUCCUAUUUCAGGCAUUUUUCCACUAUGAUCUUCUAACUUUAAAAGUGACUAUAAUAAGUAAACAUCAGAGAAUGAUCAAUAUAACUACAUUGAUCUCAAAUGAGUGACUCUAAGAAAAAGUUUUUGUUUGUAUCCUAUGAGCUACGUAUGUUACACCCCAUUCGAUUUACAGAGCAGGCAGUGGUUAUAAUUAACCCUUAGAAAAGCGUAAGCACAUCUAGAAACAGAGCUAAUGAUUUAGCAGCUAAUUUGCUUAAGACAGUAGUGAAAGUCGGAGUUGAAGUAACUGGAAUUUAUUUUAAAGUUAAUUGCGUUUAUGAGUCAGUACACUUCAAACAAAAGCACCUGUUUGGUGUUGGUUGGUUGAUUGGUUUAUUUCUGUGUUUGUAAUAAAUAGAUUGAAUUUUUUUUCUUCCCAUGUUAAAGAACGUUAUUUAUUUAUUUAUUUUCGGAGACUUGAUUUUUUUUUUCUUCCCCUGUUAAAGAAUGUUAUUUAUUUAUUUAUUUUCGGAGACAGAGUCUCACUCCGUCGCCCAGGCUGCAAUGCACUGCAACCUCCACCUUCCAGGUAGGUUGAAGCAAUUCGCCUCCCUCAGACUCCGCACCCGCCACAACGUCUGGCUAACUUUUUUUUUUUUGUAUUUUUAGUAGAGGUGGGGUUUCGCCAUGUUGGCCAGGCUGGUCUCGAACUCCUGACCUCAGGUCAUCUGCCCACAUCGGCCUCCCUGGUAUUACAGGCAGAGCCACAGCGCCAGGCCAAGAAUGUUUGUUUUUUAAAAUGAGGGUUGUUUUUUUUUCCUUUUUACUAAUGAUUGUAGCAAUUUCUUUGAGCAUCCACCAGAGGGCAUGAAAGCCAAUCUAUGAUUCCAGCCCAUUAGCUAGAUUGGAUUUAAUGGCUAGAAGAAACUAUGAAGCUGAGUUACUACUGAUAUCAAAUUUUUGACAGACCCUAGCAGAAUGAAAUAAUAAUGAGGUUCACAUUUGCAAAAAGGUAUCUAGUUUCUUUCACAAGAAAGCUGAGCAUCAGGUGAGAUGCCUGGCAUCAGAAUGUAGAAAAUGUGAAAUAGAAACCAUCUUUCUGAGGAUGAGGCCUAUGAGUUUGAGGUGUCUACAAAGGUAGGCUAAUUUGUGCAUAUAAUGCCCACGUGGUACGCAAUAUCUACAACACUGGCCUUAUAGAUCUAACCUAUAUCAUUUUUACCUGACUGCAAGUUCCUUUUUAAUUUUCAGUUUUGUAGUUCCAAAUUUGUUUCAUUUACAUUAGCACCACAACUUUAUAAGAGACAACUUUAAAAUUCAAUAUCUUUCACAAAAAUGAAAUAGAGCUGGGAUAGAGUUAAAAUAGCAUUCAUGUGGACAAUAAAAUGAAACUCUCCCAGAAUAUUAUAUUUAAGGCAAAAUGUGAAAUUCUUCAAAAUUGUGUAAGAGAAAAUGAAAUAAUGAAAAUGUGUUGGCUAUAAAACCAUUCUGUUGAGAGUGAUCUAAAAAAAAAAGAAGAAGAAAAGAAAUUGACUAUACAUUCCAAGGGAAUCUUUUACUUUCAAAUUCAUUUUGCUUUGUGAUUUUGUACAAAAUAAUCCUAUGCAGGCAUUUUUGAAUGUUUAAUAUUAGAUAUGAUAAAAAGUACCAUUUUUGUUUUUCACAGAACUAGCUAUAGUUCUCUGAAAAUGAAAUAAAAGUAAUGCCUGCUUUACAGAAUGGAAUAGGUUAAUAAUAAACAAAAUGAAAUUUGUAUUUGUGCAUUUGGAAAAUAGUUAUUUAUUCUCUGAAAUUAUGCCAAUUUAUGCUUGCGAUCUAACUCAUGAAAAAAUAAUCUGUAUCAAUCAAAAUGCUAGAUUUUUAUAUUAUUAAGAUAAAAAUGGCAUUGCUCAGAAUUACUGACACUGUUGAUAAAUGCAGGUUGCUUAAUGUUACUAUUAUGUUUGUUUGGGAGGGUUUCCUUUUUGGAAAAUCUGUUUUGGGACAUAAUGAGAAAAAGUAAUAUGAGUUCACUUUUUCUAAUAAUUAAUGUAAUAAUGUCUCUCUUUAUAUUUAAAAAAAAGCCAACUUUUGUCCAUAAGGUAGGAAAACUGGCCAUACAAAAUGAAGUCAUAUCAACUUAGAUUAUUCUCUCUUUUAUAUACCUAAAUCCAGGUAAACUUAUAAUGUUAGAAGAGUCUUGGGUACUACUAAUUUUCUUCUACAUUUAGAAGGACUAGAGCUAUUAUCUUGUUUUGAAAGGUGCAAAAUAAUUUUUAAAAAGCCUAGAUAUUUAUUAGAAACAAUCAGUGGACAAUUGCAUGCUUAUCUAAUAUUCUGUGGAGUGCUUUGCCACCUGUGACAUGGUCAAAAACUACAUUAAUGCUAUGUGAAGACAGUUGAAGUAAGAGAUGUAAUGCCAAUCUCUUAAGAGUGGCAAAGCAUUGCUGGAAUGUUAAGUAUCUCCCAUAACGCAAAAUUUCUUCCAUCUUUAUUUUUUCUCCUUUUAGCAAGGUUUAUUGACUGCUUCAGUUUCUGCUAUAUUAACUAAAUUAACUUACAUGGUUCCUAUUUACAGAAUUUGAAGAUUUCCCCUUCUCCUACAGAGAUCCUCUCUAACACCCUCCUCUAAUCAAUACUUUCCAUUCAAUAGCUUUUUAAAAAACACACAGUAAAAUAUUUAUUUUAAUUUAGAAAAAGGAAAACUACCAUUUGAAACUAAAGGAUUCCUCAAUCCCUUUUCCCAAUUCGCUUAGUUACAUGGGCUUAACUUUGCACACAAUAACCUAAUUUAGAAAACAGCAGAAAAAUUUGAUGAUUUUAAUAACUAUUUUCUAUCUAUUUUUUCUAGCUGACUUAGGAUGACAAUGAAAGGGAUCAAGGUUACUUUGCUUAGUCUCACUUCAUCUGUACUUUAUUAAAUAUAAAGUCUUCCUUACAAAGCAUCCCCUUUACUUGAUUUUUGCUUCUAUUUUUCUUUUCAACUCCAAUUUUGUUUUUUUCCCCCAAUUAUCGUCAACAAAUAUUUAACCUGCUGGUUUUGUGAAGGCAGUCUAAUUUCUGCAAAAGAAAUCUUAUAGUAUUUCACAUAUUUCAAAAAUCUCCCAAGCCCUGAUGCAAAUAAAAGCUACAGAAAUUAAAAUUACAGUACUUAGGCAUGACAUCAACCCCGAAGUGUGAACCAUUUUCAUUGUUGAAUUUUCGAUCCAAUUGAAAUGGAGAUCUUACAGACUACUGCAACAAAAUAAACAUUGAGAAAAUUCAUAUUAAGAAAUUGUUAAUUGUUAAUCUUGUUGAAUGUGAUACUGUAUUGUGGCUAUGUUGAUAAAGUCUUUAUUAUAUAACUAUAAUGAAGUUCUUAUGAGUGGAAUUAUAUGACUUCUAAGAUGUUUUAAAUAAACAAAUAUUUUUACUUCCUUAUUUUUUGGUUGUGGAUAAAGCCUAUACAUUGAAUGUAAACAUAUACUUGCUAACUCUGAUACUAUACUAUUUAUACUUGCUAACUCUGAUACUAUUAUGCCUAUGCUUUGCAUAAGCAAUGAAACUUAAUAAACUAUCUUUCCUCCUGCUUAGAGUAUUUUUAAUGGUGAGAAUAAUACAUUGAUUAACCCAGUAUGUACCGAAAUUCAGAUACUCACAUACAAAUGGAAAAGCAUUUCUACUUAUUUUAUUUAAUGUAUUUUAAAGCCAAAUUAGUUUCAAACUGAAAUGUUUUUUAAAUUGAAUCUUUAAAUUAUAUUACAAAUGGAAAAGUGACUUUUUUCCAAGUCCACAUAAAUAUUAAUAAUGGCUAUAAAAUAAAAAUAUUCCAUGUACUACCUAAAUAUGUUUCAAAUGCCAUUUGUAGUAAGUAUGUCAACCUUUGAGAAAUUCAUUAAUAUAUGCUACCAAAUUGGAGACACAACAUAGGAUGAACUAAGAACAAGAAUAAUAUCUUUAUAAUUCCCCAUUUUCAGAAAUACACAUCCAAACAAUUAGUGAAAAUAGAAAAAAUUGCUCAAUUGGCUCCAUUGUGCUCAAUUUAAUUAGAUAAACGCAUAUCAAAACAACAACGUGAUACUAUUGUUUAUCCAUAAGAUUGGCAAUAUUAAAGAUGGUUAAUAUCUUGUUUUGGCAAGGGUAUGGGGAAGCAAGAGCUUUUAUACAGUGUUAGUGGAUGUAUAACAUAGUGCAGCCUUUUUUGAAGGCCAAUUUGGCUACGUGUAUCUAAAAUUUUGAUGGAUAUUAACAUGCUGUCAACAUUUCUUUUUUUUUUUUGAAUGGCAAGAUAUGUUUAAUUUCAUAAGAAACUACCAAACCCAAUUAAACAAUAGGCAAAGAUUUGAACAGACAUCUUACCAAAGAAUAUAUACAGAUGGCAAAUAAGCAUAUGGAAAGAUGCUCAAUGUUGUAUAUAUCACCAGGGAAUUUCAAAUUAAAACAACAAUGAGAUGUGAUUAUAUUCCUAGUAGAACAUGCUGUCAACAUUUCUACUUCCAGACACAGAUAUUAAUUCUACAGCUAGCGUGCUAUAAGAAGGCAAAGAUGUUUCUAAAAGUAUAUUCUCUGAAACAUUGUUUAUAGUAGCAAAAUCUAUCAAUAGCGAUGAUGCUUAAAGGGACAUUUUAGACAAAUAUUGGUACAUUGGUACAAUGAACUAUGUAGCUAUCAAAAAGAAGAAGGUCAUAUAGAACAAAUAUCAAUGAAUAAUUAACUCUAGUCAUCUUGCUAUAUAGUAGAUCUCUUAAAUUUAUUCUUUCUAUCUAAAUGUAAUUAUGCAUCCUUUGACCAAUAUCUCCCUACCCCUCUUCCAACUAACCAAGGAUCCAGGCUCUGGUGACAACCACUCUACUCUCUAUUUUUUUGUGUGAUUUUUAUUUUUAUU